AUGGCUCCCACUCACAAGAUCGCAAUCAUUCAGCUGCAUNNCCCAAGAUCUGCAGCUCAACAAGGUGCCGAGUUGGCAGUCCUACCUGAAUAUCAUCUGACAAACUGGCUUCCGCACGAUCCGAAGUUCAAAGAAUCGUGCGCGAGCUGGAAAGAAUACCUUGAGAAGUACCAAGCGCUGGCCAAAGAAUGCAACAUCUGCAUUGUACCUGGUACUAUUGUAGAAUUGCACACCGAUGCCGAGCAUGACAGUACUGGCAUCCUCACCGAAGACGAUACCAACAGUGAGCGUCUUCUCAAUGUUGCUUACUUCAUCUCCUCCUCUGGAGAGAUCCUUGGAAAAUACGUCAAGAAGAAUCUCUGGGGUGAUAUUGAACGCUUGCACCUUACGAGUUCAUCGCGUGACCCUCACCCAGUCUUCGACACUCCCUUCGGAAAAGUCGGUAUGCUGGUUUGCUGGGAUCUAGCCUUCCCUGAGGCUUUCCGUGAGAUGAUCGCUCAAGGAGCGAAGCUAUUCAUCAUCCCUACGUUCUGGACGCUUAACGACUGCUCUCCUGCUGGAUUGGCCAGGAAUCCUACCGCCGAAGCAACUUUCCUGGACUCUAUGCUUACCGCACGCUGCUUCGAGAACACUUGCGCUAUUGUGUUUGCAAACGCUGGAGGUCCGCCAGGCAAAGGCUAUGCUGGCUUGUCACAAGUGUGCGCACCUUAUGUGGGCCCCAUAGUUCGCUUGGGAAGUUGUGCAGAAGGCAUGGCUGUUGUCGAUUUGGAUAUGCAAAUUGUCGAGGACGCAGAGGAGAACUAUCAAGUCAGAGCCGAUCUGGCAAGAGGAGAUUGGCAUUACGAUUACCGUCACAACAAGGACAAUGACUCGAAGCUCUAA
Messenger RNA from Aureobasidium musti, 882 nucleotides. NCBI's taxonomy places the organism in Eukaryota, Fungi, Ascomycota, Dothideomycetes, Dothideales, Saccotheciaceae. The record is from the annotation of a GenBank genome assembly.